Molecule: messenger RNA, 969 nt
Organism: Prunus armeniaca (apricot)
Lineage: Eukaryota; Viridiplantae; Streptophyta; Magnoliopsida; Rosales; Rosaceae
Source: the annotation of a GenBank genome assembly
AUGAGCAACAUAAGCAUGGUGGAGGCAAAGUUGCCACCUGGUUUCAGGUUCCAUCCAAGAGAUGAGGAGCUUGUGUGCGACUAUUUGCUAAAAAAGGUGACUCAGACUGACUCAACCCUUAUGAUUGAAGUUGACCUCAACAAGUGCGAGCCUUGGGAAAUUCCUGUAAACGCAUGUGUGGGAGGCAAGGAAUGGUACUUCUACAGUCAGCGGGAUCGUAAAUAUGCAACAGGACUUAGAACAAACCGUGCAACUGCAGCAGGGUAUUGGAAGGCCACAGGAAAAGACAGGCCAAUCCUUCGCAAAGGAAGCCUUGUAGGGAUGAGAAAAACCUUGGUCUUCUACCAAGGUAGAGCCCCCAAAGGCAGAAAAUCCGACUGGGUCAUGCAUGAAUUUCGGCUUGAAGGUCCCUUUGGUCCGCCUAAAAUCUCUUCUCACAAGGAAGAUUGGGUUUUAUGCAGAGUGUUUUGUAAAAACAGAGAAAUUGCUGCCAAACCCAGCAUGGGAAUUAGCUGCUAUGAUGACACAAGCAAUUCUUCUCUGCCUGCAUUGAUGGAUUCUUACAUCAGUUUUGAUGGCCAGCCUCAGACUCAGCCUCAGCCUCAGCCUCAUCAUGAGUAUGAGCAAGUGCCCUGCUUCUCCAUUUUCUCCCAAAGCCAAACCAGCCCAAUUUUCUCACACAUUGACAUCACUGGUGCUCAUUUGGAACCAAACAUGCCCACCAAGAACAAUAAUAACAACCCAGCCACAUUUGGGGCGCUGCCAAAUGUGACCAGUUUUCUUGACCCUUUUUCAUGUGACAAAAAGGUGCUAAAAGCUGUUUUGAGUCACCUUACCAAGAUGGAAGAAACUAGUUCUUAUCCUAAUUCGAAUGUGAAAGGCUCAUCACCACCAAGCUUAGGCGCAGGAAGUAGCUCAGAAAACUACCUAUCUGAAGUUGGUAUGCCCAACAUUUGGAGCCACUAUUGA